AUGGUCCAAACAACAAACGGCACCUUUCCCCACGACAACUCGGCCGUCCCCAACGUCGACCGAGUGUUGCCCCUCUUCUCUCUCAAGGGCAGAACCGCAAUCGUGUCGGGCGCUGGAGCUGGCAUCGGCCUCGCGGUUGCCGAGGCGUUUGCAGAGGCCGGCGCCAAUGUGGCCAUCUGGUACAACAGCAACAAGCAGGCUGUGACUUCGGCCGAGAACAUUGCCAAGACGUACGGCGUCAAGAGCAAGGCGUACCAGGUCAACGUUACUUCGGCCGAUGAUGUCGACAAGACCAUCACCGAGAUCGUCAAGGAGUUCAACGGCCGCCUCGACAUCUUCGUCGCCAACUCGGGCAUCCCGUGGACCGAGGGCGCCUUUAUCGACGGCUCUGUCGAAACGGCCCGCAACGUCAUGGCCAUCAACGUGGACGGCGUCAUGUGGUGUGCCAAGAGCGCCGGCGCCCAUUUCCGCCGCCAGAAGGAGCAGGGCACGACGAUUGACGGCAAGCCUCUGGAGAACUUCAUCGCCGGAAGCUUCAUCGCGACGGCGUCCAUGAGCGGCAGCAUCGUCAACAUUCCGCAGCUGCAGGCUGUGUACAACAGCUCCAAGGCCGCCGUGAUCCACUUUUGCAAGAGUUUGGCGGUUGAGUGGACCGGAUUUGCUCGAGUCAACACCGUAUCCCCCGGAUACAUUCUUACUGAAAUCUCCACCUUUUGUUCGCCUGAGACAAAGAAUAUCUGGAAGGGCAAGAUUGUCAUGGGUCGUGAGGGUCAGACCGGCGAGCUCAAGGGCGCAUACCUUUACCUGGCGAGCGAUGCGAGCUCUUAUACCACGGGCUUGGAUAUGAUUGUGGAUGGCGGUUACAGCUUGCCAUGA
Molecule: messenger RNA, 876 nt
Organism: Trichoderma aggressivum f. europaeum
Lineage: Eukaryota; Fungi; Ascomycota; Sordariomycetes; Hypocreales; Hypocreaceae
Exons: 4
Coding region: 1-876 (291 amino acids)
Cellular component (GO): intracellular anatomical structure
Molecular function (GO): oxidoreductase activity, acting on NAD(P)H, oxygen as acceptor
Source: RefSeq, a predicted model, not a curated record